Messenger RNA from Suillus bovinus, 333 nucleotides. RefSeq lists its product as uncharacterized. Bases 1 to 333 code for a protein of 110 amino acids. The record is from RefSeq and is a predicted model, not a curated record. The transcript is spliced from 4 exons. Lineage: Eukaryota; Fungi; Basidiomycota; Agaricomycetes; Boletales; Suillaceae.
AUGUCUAUCAUUUCUCUUAUAGAUGCCUCUGGUGUCUUGCGGGCUAUGAACAUUAGGACCAUUCAGGAUCUUACAGUCGGUUUCAUGAGUCCAGAAGACUUGAUACCCAAGCCUGUACUCGACUUCAAUGGUAUUGGUACAAAACGUAUAGAUGGCAGUCAAAUCACUGCUCGAUUCACUCCAGUCCUGCACGCCUACAUUACGUCGGACUGUCAAGAGGCCGCAAUCAUACGAGCUGCCAUCGACACCUCUACGAUCUGGCCGGGCUUGCCGAGAGCACGACUUGGACCCUUAAACGCGACGCAGCCACUGGACAUUGCGCCUUCGUUUUAA